GACUGUACUACACACCCAGGCAGACUACACAGUCAAGCAAAGAGAAGGCUGACUAUGAGUGUGGAAAGUGGUGCAGGGGGAACACCGAAGACUUCCUUAAAAGGAGACGUUAGUUGGCAUGUGUAUUAGGAAAGGCAAUUUUAUUUUGAUCAAAUUACCGUACUUCUAAAUAUUAUAGCAAUAGAAAAUGGGGAAAUGCUAAUGAAAUUAAAUUGAAGAUUGUUCAAUAAAUGUGCAGCUAAAAAUAGAUUUGUGGCAAUUAAGAUCUCGUCAUCGUUUGAGUGAUCUCCCUUGUUUGGCCGAUCCGUUUCGGUGAACGAAGAAGCUUUCAGAGUUGGAAGCCGCCGCCGCGAGUGGAAGAAGAAGAAGCCAGAUCGAAAUGCCGAAGGAAAAUCCUGCGAGUAAGCCAGCGGCAUCUCAGCCACCAGCUUCUCCUUCUCGUUCUGCAUCUCAAAACGAAAAUGAAACACCAAAAGAACAACCGAAGAGUGCUUUCGAAGAUACGAUGGUAUUGUCCUUGGUCCAACGAUUCUUCAAGUCGGCCGUCGUUACCUUCGGAGUGUGGCUGGUCGGAUAUUUCAACUUCAGUUUCAGCUGGUUAUUACUGGGACUUGUUGUGUACGGUUGGAGAGAAAGAUUCACCCAGGUCCGAGAUAUGCAAAUAGAAAUUUCGCAGACUGCGGCCCGUGACGAGAAGAAAUCUAUCCUGGCCCGUGUGGAAGAUCUACCAUCCUGGGUAUACUUCCCCGAUGUUGAGAGAGCUGAGUGGAUUAACCAUAUACUCAGUCAAGUUUGGCCGUAUGUUGGUAUAUAUGUCCAGAACUUACUCACCAAAACUGUUGAACCAAAGAUCAAGGAGAAUUUACCUGCAGCUUUACAGUCAUUUAAAUUUGAGAAGAUUGAUUUGGGUGAUAUUCCUCCUAGAGUCGGUGGAGUGAAAGUCUAUUCUGAAAGAGUCAAGCGAGACGAGAUCUACAUGGAUAUUGAGAUUCUAUAUAGCAGUGAUGCAGAUGUUGCUGUCAGUAUCAAAGGUAUCACUGCUGGAAUCAAAGACCUCCAGAUUCGAGGGACAUUACGAGUUGUCUUCAAGCCCCUCAUGAAUGUCAUGCCUCUGUUUGGUGGAUUAAAUGUUUACUUUCUGAACAACCCGUCUAUUGACUUCAACCUGACAAGUUUGGCCAAUGCUUUCGAUGUCCCUGGUUUCAGUGAAAUGUUGCGUAGUAUCGUACAAGACCAAAUAUUUUCAAUAAUGGUACUUCCCAACCGUAUUUCUGUGCCUCUUGCAGAAAAUGUUGAUGCCAACAGGUUGAGGUAUCCAUUACCAAAGGGUGUUUUGAGAAUCCAUAUGCUUGGAGCUGCAGAUCUGAAGAGAGCUGACUUUGGUGUGUUGAAGAAAGGGUCUUCAGAUCCUUACUCUGUUCUAAGGAUUGGAUCUCAGAAAUUCAAAACCAAGACCAAGAACAACACUCUUACUCCAGUUUGGGACGAAUCAUUUGAGGCUGUCAUUGACGAAAAAAGUGGGCAAUACAUGGACAUUAAUGUAUUUGAUGAAGAUCCCGGUAACAAAGAUGAUGAACUUGGGAAUGUCAGUCUGGAUAUAGAACCAGUUUCCAAGAAAGGUGUAAUGGAUGCUUGGCUCCCUCUCCGAGAUAUUGAGAGUGGAAUGGUCCAUGUGAAAUUAGUAUGGUUGAACCUUUGCAAUAAUCCUACAGAGAUCGACAGGAAUAAAUUAAAAAUGGAAACUACCUCCAAGCAAGCUUUGAAACAGAUGAAGAGUGAAUCAAACAACUCAGAAAAUUUAUCAAGCUGUAUCUUGAUGGCAUGUGUUGAUUCUGCCAAAGAUUUACCUAAAUCGAAGAAAUCAUUAAUGGAACCAAGCCCGUAUGUUGAAUUGGUGUUGGGCCAACAGAAAGAAAAGACUAACAUACAGACCUCCACAAUUAAUCCCAAAUGGGCAGAGAAUUUCAGAUUUCUUGUUCAUGAUCCUUACUUUCAAGAUCUCACUGCCUUGGUAUAUGAUAAGAAUACUAGCAAACUGAUCGGAGAGUGCAAAAUACUUUUGAAAAACCUCCUUUCUGCAACAGACAUGACAAUAGACCAGUUGUUUGAUAUGAAGGGAGGCGACUCAACAUCAACAUCAAAACUUCGAUUGCAACUAGUUUUGCGAAUUCUCUCCAAUGAAUAUAAGGAUGAGUGGCAGGAAACUGAAGAUUUAUUGCUCUCAGAAGAUAAACUCCCUCCCAAAACUGAAAAACCCGUUGGUGAAAACCUUGAGGAUUUGUCAUCCCAUAUGGAUAGUUCUGUUGAUCCAGUUAGUGUCUAUGAAUCAGCUUCUUCUCCACUUGAGGCUGGCCACCUCUCAAGUGACUUGGAUGAUUUGGCAACCCAAAGCCCUUCCAUGGAAGGACUGAGGCAAAGAAAAUCACUCUCCCCAAGCAUUGAAAGUGCUGGACAACAUGGACGUGGUCGAAUUCAACUGACCCUCCGAUAUAGCUGCCUCAGACAAAAACUGGUGGUUGUUGUCCACAAAUGUGUUAACUUGCUGCCCUGUGAUGAUGAUAACCUUGCAGACCCUUAUGUCAGGAUGUAUCUACUCCCAGACAAGAGUAGCACCAGCAAGAGAAAAACUGAAGUGGUUAAAAACAGUCUGAAUCCCAUCUAUGAUUUAACCUUUGAAUUUGCUGUAGCCCCUGGUGAACUAGCUACCCGCACACUGGACAUAGCAGUCAAGCAUAACAAAUCCAUGUUCUCUAGUGAUCGCCAGAUCAUUGGUGUGGCCUUCAUACAGCUCCACAAUAUUGAAGAUUCAAAAGCUGUGACUGACUUUUUUGAUCUUCAACCAGAAGACUGUGUUGAGAAAAUCUCAAUUGAUUCAGAAAAUUAAUAUAUUUUCAAUUUUUUUAUUUAUAUAUUUUUUUCUGUGAGUUCAGUUUUAUUCAAAAUUUAUGACAGUUGCAAAUAUGCUUCUUUUUUUUUUUCAUUUCCCAAUUAUUUUUGCUGCUAACACUAACAUAUCAAUAUGUUCCUGCAAGCACUGUUUUCUUAUUUCUUUGGCUCCAUCAACAUAAGCAAAGGAAACAUUUCUUAUCUUUGCUACUUGAAAUUCGUUCAGCUGCUUCAAUUUCUAGCGGGUAGAGGGAACAAAAUACUUAUAACUUAACACUUUUGCAUUUGAACAUUUCUCAAAGUUUAACAACUGAUUCUGUAUAUAGCCUGUUUCCAUAAGUCUUGCUAUCUACCAAGUUGGCAUUUAGUAUCAAAUUCUUAUAAAUACAAUAUUACAGCUCUAUUCAUUGAUUAUUCCAUCUUGUUAAUAUGCUCAGCUGGACUCAUUUCACUUUAAAUGAGCCUCAAGUAAUGACUUACAUAUAAUUGAAUUAUAUGUAAAAAACUGAAAAACAUUAAUUUUUAUGAUUUUACUCAGGUCUUUUUGACCAACAAUUAUUUUAGUCCAUCCUUGUACUAUUUUAUUGCAAAACACAUUAACAUUGACCGACUGUAAAAUCUGGACUUCAAACUCUGAAUUAUUUUUGGUCCUUUAAAUAUUAUUACUCAUGAUAAAUGUGUAAAAUUUGUAUUUUUUUAACUUCUUCAAAAUAAUUCUGUCCAUGUAAACUUUUUGUGAAAAACGCAAAUUGUAAACUCAUUUUGUUAUUAAUUACUCUUCCAUGACAACUACAAUUUUGAUUUCUGUUAUCAAACCCAUUUAAUAUUCUGCUGGUCAUAGACUACUGAGCUGCCAGUGUGCUUACAGUCAAUACUGGUAUCAACUUAAAGCUAAUACAUAUAGUUUAUAUUGAUCAAUUACUUGUAUGUUGUAUCUUCAACAACAACAACAAUAAUAAUGAUGAUGCUGUUGGUGGUGUCUACGUCUUCCUGCAGUAGUUCAGCCUAUGGAAACAUUUCAUCUCAGUCCCAUAGAACUAAGAAAAUUCUUCUAAGUUAUUUAAUGAUUUAAAUUUAUGCUGCAGUCAGUUACAUCUUUUACGACACCUGUUUGUCACUGGAAGGACAUUUGCCAGCAAGAUUUAAGUGACUUUGAGAAGGAAACAUUGCAGUGUGGGAGAAAGGUCACCAUCAACAUUUUUGUUUUUUGCUUCUUUGCUGUCAAUAGGCACCUUAAUAUCUCAGCUGAAUACAGCUUUUAUGGUAUUUCAAAGCCAAGCUCUUAUUCUGUUUUAUUUUAUGAAUUCUUAUUUUUGUGUUGCUAGACUGUUUUUGCUUAAUUACUACUGCACUCUAAUUUUUCAUAAUUGCAUCUUUAUUAUGGGAAUAUUUAUCCGAUGGAGGAAUGUCAGAAAAUAUUAAGUCGUUUAUAAUUUUACCAAUAUAUUAGCAUAAACACACAAAGCAUUUAAUCAUUGAUGCUAUUCACUGUGUUUUAUUUUUCUAUACAUAUAUUUUGUUUCUUUCCAUUAGUUUAGUCUAAUAUACACAUAUACAUACAUACAUACAUACAUACAUACAUACAUAUAUAUAUAUAUACACACCUAUACAACACAAUGUAAUUAUUAUUAUUAGUUGUUUCACUGUGAGCACUCUAAUUUUGCUUGUGCCUUAAUCCACAGCUGACAUGUGAUUUGCAUAAAACCACAAAAUACACCAUUUGCUUCUUCUCUACAAACUGCUUUAAAAUUGUGAAAUAUUUACAUUCAUUUGCUACACUUAUCCAUAGAGUUUACAACAAGUAGUGCUAAAUGAUUUUAUUUUUUUAUGAUAGCAAGUCUCCGUUCGUAAAUAUACAAAUAUAUAAAUCAAAACAAAAUGAAAUUUUUAAUUCAUGUUACAUUUUUGUUCUGCUUAAUUAUUUUUCUAUUUCAUUGUUUUCUUCAAACCAUGUGAGUUGUGUUGCUUUUGUUUUAAAACUAUUGUUUCUGAAACUAUUUUGAAGAACUUUAUUGAACAUUUUGGAUGGUUGUAAUCUCACAACACUAACUUAUACUAAAAUAAUUAAACAUUUAUCACUUGCUUUUUUUUCCCCCCUAAAACAGCUAAGUGAUAAUUAAUUUUAAAAUGGCAAUUAAUACUGAAUUCUUUAUAGAUAGUAAUUAUUAUAUACAGAGUUAUGAAUUUAAAAAAAUAUAAUUUUGUAACUUUUGUGAUUUUUCUUUUUCGGUAUGGAAUACUUUUUUAUAUUAAGAACUCAAUACUCAAAAGAUUAUUCCCUUUUUUUUUUUUAUGGUAACUUUGCUGAACUUUUAUUUUGUUGUAUUCAUUCUUGAAUCUAUUGAUAUAAUAAACCUCAUCUAUUUCAGAAUAAAUCAGCUAAAUAAGUAGGUGGAAAGGGCAAGGUUUCCGUUUUUCUGUUCAAACUCGUCCUUUGUAAGUUUGCAUUUGCAUCAAUUCUUCUUAAGGAAGAAUUUAAACAUUAGUUGGGAAACUCAUUGCAGUAAUAAUUCCUCAAGUGAGCCACACGGUACCCACUGAGGGAGACUUACGUUUGGUAGUGCUGUAAAAUCUUGCAUGGAACCAUUGGAAAGAUAAUAAUUGUUAAAAAAAGACUAGUUUGAAAACUGAGUUAUUUUUAAAAAUUAAAUUUCUGAUAUUUCUUAAAAGAUCUGAAAUGUUUUAGUGACACCCCUCCUCUUUUUGAAUGUUUAUUAUAAUAUUGGGUAUAAGGUAUUUGUGUUUUAUUGAGUCCAGCAUACUCAAGAAUUUUUUUUAUUAAUUUAUUAGUCAUUUCCUUUUUAAAUUUCAUCUCUCAACAUUGCCUGUAACUUACUUGAAGUAAAAACAUAAUGGAGGUUAAACCUUGUCUUAUUCAGAUCUGGUGGGUUUUUUUUAUUCUUUACUUGACUGUAAGAACCAUUUUCUAUUGAAAUACUCACACACACACACUUUUAUAUAUAAAGGAAUUUAAAAGAAGAACCAGCAUUUAAGACAAACCUACACAGUGGAAGACCAUCAAAUGUGAUUAUUGGCACAAAUCACUCGCAAAUAAGCGUUUGAUUCAUGCACACAAACAAAUCACAACCUACUUCAUAUAUAUAUAUAUGUACUUCAUAUAUAUAUGUAUAUAUAUAUAUAUAUAUAUAUAUAUAUAUAUAUAUAACUAUAUUUCUUUAGAGAGAAUUAAAUACAGGAAAAUGUUUCCAUUCUUAAGCUGGAGUUUGGAACAAGAAGUUCUGACACAGAAUUAUUAUGGAAGAUUUUAAUUGAAAUAUGAACACUUGAAAUGAAGAAGGUUUUGAUUUUCAUAUGACGCUAAGUGAAAUCAAGCUGGCUGAUUGGCAAAAAGUUAAAGUAAUUAAGGCUAAGAAUGGUCAGAGUAAUGAAAACUUACAGCAAUAGUCUGGUAAAGAAGCAGCUGUUCUCCUGACAAACACAAUGGUGAUUAGCAUAUUUGUAUUCAAAUCUGCCAACACAUAUUAGAAAUAAGUAUGCAAGUCAUUGUUUACUUGUUUCAGUCAUUUGACUGUUAAACAUUUCAGAAUUUUAUGAGUCUUUAAGUUUCUUUCACUUUCAAGGAAUAUAUGCAUGUGUCAGUGUGUGUGCGUGUGCCGUGUGAAAAGCCCUCUGUAUAUUCUGUAAAGUGGUUUGCAUUAGGAAGGCCAUCCAGCCAUAGAAACCAUUCCAAAACAGUAAUGGCUCCUGGUGUAGCCUCCGGCCUUACCAGCUCCUGUCAGACUGUCUUAACCCAUGCCAGCUUGGAAAACGGACAUUAAAUGAUGAGGAUGAUAGUGUGUGUGUAUGUAUGUAUGUAUGUGUGUGAGUGUGUAUAUAUAUAUAUAUAUAUGCACACACACACACACACACACACAUACAUAUAUAUAUAUAUAUAUAUAUAUAUACACAUAUAUAUAUGUACACACAUACACACUGGCAUAUAUAUAUGAACUAAGGACACAAAUACUCAGCAUAAUAUAGCUUUUAUGUAUAUAUGAUAUUUACAAUCUGCAUUUAAGUUCCUAUUUUUUGGUGUUGGGAGUCAAAUGUUCAGAUUUCUUUAAAGUUAUCUUUGUAAUUUGUAAAGCCAUUUCAUCCUUUUGUAACUUAUCAACCAGCUAUAAUUAUUAACCAAGGUAUGCUGUUGCUAUUUUUAGAAUUUUUUUUCUUUUUUAUAUAUGUAAUCAAUAAAUUUUAAAUUGAAGCAAUAAAA
This is a messenger RNA of Octopus sinensis (East Asian common octopus), 7099 nucleotides long. RefSeq names its product extended synaptotagmin-2. The record is from RefSeq and is a predicted model, not a curated record. Gene Ontology annotation, biological process: lipid transport. The transcript has 22 exons. The coding region runs from base 380 to 2884 and encodes 834 amino acids. Gene Ontology annotation, molecular function: lipid binding. NCBI's taxonomy places the organism in Eukaryota, Metazoa, Mollusca, Cephalopoda, Octopoda, Octopodidae.